AUGGAAGAAUUACUAGCAACGUUCGCAGGAGGGAUGCAUGUUGGUCAAGAAGGAUAUGACCUUCGACAACUUCAAGAAUAUCUCUCUCAACAUUUACCUCUCAAUGAAAACGUCCCUUUAUCCCCUUCUGACAAAUAUCAUCCUCUUCCAUCUCGUUCAUCAUCCUCUACAAGAAAACGCGCCUCUUAUCCUCCUUCCACAUUAUAUGACGAUAUCUCUUUCGAUUGGUCAUCAUCAACAUCGACUUCUUUUUCACAAGUUACCUCCCAUCCUUCCACGACUACCUGGAAUUCAAACCCUUCCACAUCAACCUCACAUUCUUUGCCUUUACCAGUACCUGCACCACAUGUGGCUCUUCAACCUCCUUCAUCUCCAGGAUACGGAGCAUUCACGAGUGAUGCCUUCGCUCCAUUAUGGGCGCAAGGAAUAGAUGAUGUAGAUCAUUCUGGCAUAUUACGUAGUGCUUCAGAACCUCCUGUCCUGGCCUCUGCAUCGGCAUCAGGGUUCGGUAAUCGAGGUGGUUUUGGUUUCUCCCAGAUGGAAAGGAAAGAUGAAGCGAAACCAGCUUCGGAAGGAGCUCAUGAGGGUUGGAAAUGGAAAGGUUUCACACCUAUCAAUCCUCCCACGAGAGCUUUGGAACCGGAUGAUGGAGCUCAAAUGGAUCGGACAAGUUUGGGGAAAGGGAAAGAGAGGGAUGAAAGGGAGCUGGCUGAUAUGGACGUGGACAUGGAUUUGGAUUUGGAUAUGGAUGCCGAAGGAGAGGAAGUAGACGAAGACGACGAGGAACCUCAGAUAAAUGGAGGACGGUAUGUGGGCCAAAGUCUACAAAAGGGACAAGCACAUCUUUUAUUUGGCCAUGGUCAAACGGGGGAUUGGAACAGGGGAAGACGAAAAGAAUGA
Tremella mesenterica DSM 1558 is the source of this 900-nucleotide messenger RNA. RefSeq lists its product as uncharacterized. Lineage: Eukaryota; Fungi; Basidiomycota; Tremellomycetes; Tremellales; Tremellaceae. The coding region runs from base 1 to 900 and encodes 299 amino acids. The transcript is spliced from 2 exons. The record is from RefSeq and is a predicted model, not a curated record.